Molecule: messenger RNA, 636 nt
Organism: Puccinia triticina
Lineage: Eukaryota; Fungi; Basidiomycota; Pucciniomycetes; Pucciniales; Pucciniaceae
Exons: 4
Coding region: 1-636 (211 amino acids)
Biological process (GO): translation; maturation of SSU-rRNA from tricistronic rRNA transcript (SSU-rRNA, 5.8S rRNA, LSU-rRNA)
Cellular component (GO): ribosome; cytosolic small ribosomal subunit
Molecular function (GO): structural constituent of ribosome
Source: RefSeq, a predicted model, not a curated record
AUGAGUAUUUCAAGAGACUCUCGACACAAGCGUUCGGCUACUGGGGCCAAGCGUGCCCAGUACCGCAAGAAAAGAAAAUUCGAACUCGGUCGUCAACCCGCCAUGACCAAAUUGGGCGCCAAACGGAUCCACACCGUCCGUGUUCGUGGUGGCAACUUGAAGUACCGCGCCUUGAGACUCGAGGCUGGCAACUUCUCGUGGGGAUCCGAGCGAAUCACCCGCAAGACUCGUGUCAUUGGCGUUGUCUACAACUCCACCAACAACGAACUUGUCCGAACCAACACCCUUGUCAAGGGUGCUAUCAUCCAAAUCGAUGCCACUCCCUUCCGUCAGUGGUACGAGUCUCACUACGGCCAACCCGUCACCAAGCGAGGCAAGCUUGCCAAGGUUGAGGAAACUGCUGGAGAACCCGCCAAGGAAAAAUCCAAGUCGGUCCUCCACAAACUUGAACAGCGACGCCUGACUGGUAAGGUCGACCAAAUGCUAGAAACCCAGUUCCAGGCCGGUCGACUCUAUGCUUCCAUUGCUUCCCGCCCUGGUCAAAGCGGACGCUGUGAUGGCUACAUUCUCGAGGGUAAAGAACUUGAGUUCUACCUCCGACGAUUGAAAUCGUCAAAGCAAAAACACGCUGCAUGA